GUCAGCCUUGCCGCCAGCUGACUUGGGAGCCCUGGCAAGCAAACCCUUUUCUUCCCCUUCCAACUUCCCUCUCCGUCCCCCAUCCAUCUCUGUCGCCAUCCACCCCGACACCAUGGCGACCGAUCCUAACCCCUUGAACCUCGAUGCGCAAAUCCACCCUCUGGCGCAUGCCCGUGAGCAUGUCCUCUUCGAUCUGUUAGCCCGAUACCUGCCCGCCGACUCCCCGAUCACGGCCGCACAAGCCGCCCGCGAAAUCAACGCGCACUUCCCCUACUUCCAGCCACGAUAUGACCCUACCCUCCCUCACCAAGAAUCCGGUCAAGACUUUUGUUUCAACUUCUGGGAGCUCGCGUUCCGUCUUCCUCCCCAACUGGAUUACCGGGAGGAACCCAUGCAACGGUUUCUCGCCCUCCGGGAUGCAUUGAGCGAACUGCCCCCUGUGAUUCUCAAAGACGGCGACGAAUUCGAUGGUCGGUCGGCAUGGAAUCCCCCUUUCUAUUUUCACAUGAUGCUUAUCGAGCGCUUGAAUCAGAUCGGCAACCCCGAAGAAGUAGGCGACAAAUGGGAUAUACGCUGGCGAAACAUGAACGGGUUCUUAGCUCACCUGACCAACUCCGGAAAAAGAUCCUAUCUCGGUAAUGCACUUACGACGAUUCGAAUGGGUCUGGAAGAGAAUCCACGGAAGGCACAACCAAAGAAUAUCACGUACAAUUGCCGAGCUCCGGCUGCUGCUAUUUGGUUUAUCCUAUGUGCGCCCAAAAUCUAUGCUGGGUGCCGGGAGGGGAUAUCGAGUGGGAGGCCUAGUAUGAGUCUGUGGACUGGGGAGUCGGGAUUGAAUCUUCCACGAUGGGAAUUUUGGUUGGAGAGGCUCGAGACUCUAAAGGGCCAUUCGGUAACCACGCAGGAGACGAAGGAUAUGUGUCAGGCUGCGAUUGAGGCGAUGAAUCGUUGCACGGUGGAUGGUUGAUUGGUGGUCAUCCAGAUCUAAAUGUGUUUUCGAGGUUUCGUAGCAUAAUUAUUUAGAAGAUUGAAUUGACAGCUGGC
Messenger RNA from Aspergillus sclerotioniger CBS 115572, 1044 nucleotides. RefSeq names its product DUF3632 domain-containing protein. The transcript is spliced from 2 exons. The record is from RefSeq and is a predicted model, not a curated record. NCBI's taxonomy places the organism in Eukaryota, Fungi, Ascomycota, Eurotiomycetes, Eurotiales, Aspergillaceae. Bases 113 to 967 code for a protein of 284 amino acids.